This is a messenger RNA of Plectropomus leopardus (leopard coralgrouper), 5117 nucleotides long. RefSeq names its product 1-phosphatidylinositol 4,5-bisphosphate phosphodiesterase delta-3-A-like. Gene Ontology annotation, biological process: intracellular signal transduction; lipid metabolic process. Gene Ontology annotation, cellular component: plasma membrane. The record is from RefSeq and is a predicted model, not a curated record. Gene Ontology annotation, molecular function: calcium ion binding; phosphatidylinositol-4,5-bisphosphate phospholipase C activity. Lineage: Eukaryota; Metazoa; Chordata; Actinopteri; Perciformes; Serranidae.
GCGUGAUGUUGGGCAACAGAAAAAAAGCAGCCCCGGCGCUGAAGAACGGAGCCGGGACGUCCCAGUCCAAGGCCAUCGAUCCUCUCAGGAACCUGGGAGUGGAGGAUGAUGAAGAUGUGAAGCAGAUGCUGCAGGGCUCCAGCAUGGUAAAGGUGCGAUCGCCUCGCUGGCAGAAGCGACGAACUCUAAAGCUGCUUGAAGACGGUGUCACUGUCUGGUGUCAGUCCCACAAAACCUCCAGCCGGGCCAAGGAGCAGCAGUCCUUUUCUGUCAUGGAGGUGGAGUGUGUUCGUGAGGGUUGCCAGUCGGAGACGUUGCGGCAGAUGGUCGGCUCGGUACCUGAGCAGCGGUGUUUGACGGUGGUCUUCAAAGGGCCCCGCAAGAGCCUGGAUCUCCUCUGCCAAAGCCAGGAGGAAGCUCAGCAUUGGACCCGAGGCAUCCGAACUCUGCAGGAGAGGGUGGAAAACAUGACCCAGAAGGAGAAACUAGACCACUGGAUCCAUGCUUAUCUGAGUCGGGCCGACCAGAAUCAUGAUGAUAAGAUGACCUAUGAUGAAGUCCAGACACUGCUGCAGAUGAUCAACAUUGACCUGAGUGACCAGUAUGCCCGCAGCCUCUUCCAGAAAUGUGACCAGUCAGCUGACGGCCGUCUGGACCACGGGGAGAUCGAAGUGUUCUGCAGGGAGCUGUUAAGAAGACCAGAGCUGGAUGCUGUGUUUAUCCGCUACUCUGCUAAUGGCUGUGUACUUUCCACUGUGGACCUUAGAGAUUUCUUGAAGGACCAGGGGGAGGACGCUUCUCUCACCCAUGCCCAAAGCCUCAUUCUCACCUAUGAGCUUAAUGAGUGGGCCCAGAAGAACCAGUUCAUGACCCCCAAUGGUUUCACCAUGUACAUGCUGUCUAAGGAGAACUGUGUGUUCAACCCAGACCAUGCCAGAGUUUACCAAAACAUGACAUGCCCACUGGCACACUACUUUAUCUCCUCCUCCCACAACACCUACCUCACUAAGGACCAGCUGACAGGGAGCAGCAGCACAGAGCCGUACAUCCGAGCCCUGAAUCAUGGCUGCCGCUGCGUGGAGCUGGACUGCUGGGAUGGAGAUAAAGGAGAGCCGGUCAUCUAUCAUGGACACACACUCACCUCCAAAGUGCCCUUUGUCGAAGUCAUUGAGACCAUCAACGACUAUGCUUUUAAAGCCUCCCCGUACCCUCUGAUUCUGUCCCUGGAGAACCACUGCUCCGUGGAGCAGCAGACAGUCAUGGCUCGCCACCUGCGAUCCAUCCUGGGAGACAAACUACUCACCAAACCCCUGGAUGGUUUGGAUCUUCAUAAGCUGCCUUCUCCAGAGGAUCUUAAGGGUAAAAUCCUGGUGAAGGGGAAGAAGGAGCACGUGGUGGAGGAGUGCUCGUCCAGCUCCUCAGACCUCAGCUCGUCUGAUGAGGAGGCCAGCCGCUCUGAAUGCAAACCCUGUAAAAAGAAAGAGGACAAGAAGCCAGGUGUGUCUAAGCUGAGUCCCGAGCUGUCGGAGCUGGUGGUCUACACCCGCAGUGUUCCCUUUAAAAGCUUUGAACAAGCAACCAAACACCCGGCGACUGACAUGUCCUCGUUCUCUGAGAGUGAAGCACUCAGGCACGUCAAGGACUCAGGGAUGUAUUUUGUCCGCCACAACAGUCACCAGCUCAGCAGGAUUUACCCCUCAGGCCAGCGCCUCCAGUCCUCCAACUACAACCCUCAGGAGAUGUGGAACGGAGGCUGUCAGAUAGUGGCUCUGAAUUUCCAGACACCUGGUGAGCAGAUGGACCUGAACCACGGCAGGUUCCUGCAGAAUGGUCAGUGUGGCUACAUGUUAAAGCCUCCCUUCAUGUGUCAGCCUGACACCACCUUCAACCCCGAGAAUGUUGGCGGAGGUCCAGGCCACAGACCUGUCCUGCUUACUGUUCGGGUCAUUUCAGCUCAGCAGCUACCAAAACCAGAAUGGGACAAACCCAGCUCGAUAGUGGACCCUCAGGUGUGGGUGGAGGUCCACGGUGUUCCCAUAGACAACAACAAGAAGAAAACUGAUUAUGUCAGCAACAAUGGCUUUAACCCCCGAUGGGACUGUACCUUUAACUUUACUGUCCAUGCCCCUGACCUGGCUUUGGUUCGCUUCAUGGUGGAGGACCAUGACUAUACCUCAAGCAACGAUUUCCUGGGACAGUUUACCCUUCCCUUCAUGAGUCUCCGCACAGGUUACCGUCAUGUCCGACUGCUCAAACUGGACGGCUCCAGCCUCUCGCCCUCCUCCCUCUUCGUCCAUCUGAAGAUCACUCCGUGUCAGAGCAGUCCCUCCAAAGCAUCAGCUAAGUCACCGGCCAAGUCUUCAGCCAAAAAACCCUAAUAUCAUCUCAGUCCUAUAGAAACAUGACUAAUAAAGGCUGUUGUGGGGAUAUCCCAAAAUAUCUGCCUGGAUCCAGGCAAAAAGAAAGCUGUAAUUCAUAAAAUUGAAUGCUUAGAACAUCCUUUGACAAAUGUUGCAGCUACAUCCUAAACCUUUUUUAUAUUUUGUGGAAAAAGAGGAUUGUGUUAUGGGUCUUUUAUCCCUAUUUAAUGGAAGUUCGAUUUUUAGAGCAAAGACUCGAUAACUUAAUGACCGUCCAUUGAAGUCUAGAAGUCAGAUUUAGCGAUCUGUGAGACCGUGACUGGCGCUCGAUUUCGUGUCUACAUUUUUUACAUAAACUUCGAGCUAAUGUCUCAAAAUUGCAAAGUCGCACAGCUUCUGAAGACAGGACUUCUUUUUAACUGCAAGCAUUGUAUUUUAGUUUAUUUAAUGGGAAUAGUCUAGAAAUACCUUUGUGUACUUGAUUAAAACAUUACUCAGAUAGGGUAGAAAGCCUACAUAGAAGUAGUACUAGUAUGUAAAGGGGCCAUCAUCUAGAAACAAUCCUCUGAUGUAGCAUGUACAUUGAGAGAACUGUUGGUUGCUGUAAUCGUUCUUGCUGCUGUGAAGUGAUCCCUGUGACUCUACUGUAAAGAGGAGGAACAGAGUGCACAGUCAGCAUUCUGUACAAAAACAUAUUUGAUGACAUGAGUCAGCUGCGGCUAAUACGUGGCUUUAGGAGUCAGGAGGAACUGGUGUAUAAUUCCAAGAAAGCAUUUGUGGGAUCAUCAGAUAAGCAUCUGAAACCUCCGUCUGCCGACUAACUUUUCGAAGACCAAAAUCAUGCCCACUUCACUCAGUACGUUUCCAUGCACAGUUUAUUGUGUUUAAACAGUUUAUGCCUCCUUUCAGCUAGUUGACCAGGUUUCCAAUGCAGCAUGUGUCUAAAAUAUGAUAGUAAUUAUCCUGAAAAGGGUUUAAAGAUAUUUUUACCCCCCACUGAGCAAUUUAAUGUUAAAAAAGACAUUCAUUAAAUGUCUAUUAUACAUGCUUGUCCGUAGACGUUUAGAUUUUGGUUAUUCAGGGUUGAAAAGUGAAAGUUUAAUAGAUGUAGAGACAGAGUAAACAGUGUGUCUAUGUGACAAAAAAUAUAUUUAUAAUGGAAAUGCAGGGUUAUGCAGCACUUUUGCUUUGUAUGUAUUUUUAAUAUAUAUUUAAUGAUUAUUUUAAAUUAUUGUCUAAAAUUGGGCCAUAUGUAGAAGAUAAAUUCCUGUCUGUAACAGGGCUGAAGCUUAGUGACGAUGUUUAAAUGACAUCUAUAGUUCAGUGGGCGUGGUCUGAGUGAAUGUUUGAUUCUGAUUGGCUGCAGGGUGUCAUUAAUUACUGAAAUUUGGUCUCACAGUCAGAAAAGACCAAGUUGCUCAGCAACUCAUUUGUAAAACAGUGUGUAAGAUCCAAAGUAAAAGCAUACAUCUGAAGAAAGUAGUGUGCACCAAAAAAAAAAGUUGGAUUUUUAAAACUUUGUCCAGUUUCCCCUGCAAGCAGUGUUCUCCUCAUGCAUUUCAAGUCCACCUACAAAUGCAUCCACAUUCAGCAAUAAAUGAUACUAUAAUACCUCAUGAAUGUUGCAGCAUAUAUAUAAGUCUGCUGCUGUAUUACUCACAAGUGUCACAGCAAUAUUUACUUUUACAGCAAUCAGACUGAUUGCUUGGUAUCUUGCCAAAAAGACCAUGACAUUCAGUGGCAUCCCCCAACCCAGGAUAUCAUUUAUUUAAGUUUUUUUAUGGCCAAACUUGGCCUGCAUUUUGAUUGGGACUACACUCGAAAAAAUAGAGGCACAAGACGAGAACACCUGUGUACCUACAGGUGCACUUUUAAAGAGUGUUUCCCCUAAAGUACAAUAAUAGUAUGUAAGAGGCCAGGAGUGUACCUAUUAACCAACAAACAGGGUACAAAGUCAUUUAAGACAAAAGAAAGAACAUAAUUGUAUCAUGGACUUUUGAUUUGGGGUUGAACUGUCCCUUUAAGCCUUCUUACAAUGGAGUCACAUUUGUAAUCUGUUUACAGCCAAUAUGAACAGGAGGAAUAAUUACAGCAACCAAUAAUUAUCAGCAUACAUACAGCAUAAAAUUAUACUAUUAUAAUAUCUGUGAUAAAAUAUUCUAAUGAGAAGAAUUUCAAGGCUCACUUUUCAGCCUUUUCUGGAUCCUAUGACCGAACUAUACUCAGUGCGUUUACAUGGACCUCAGGUUAGGAAACCAGGUUUUGCAGGUCGUCUUACACGGGACCUGUUGUGACCUGCUUACUGUAAAUCUGUGUACACAUGCAGCACGAAAAUAUGCUAACAAAAUGUAAAUCUGAUAAUGGGUUAAAAUGUGUCAGCUUGCCCAAAACUAUAUAGCAGUGAUAUUCAACUUAAAGCCUGAGGGCCAAAUCCGGUCCCUGAUGGGGUGUCAGGGGCCCCCCCCAACCAUUUUCUACUUGACAGUGAAAAUUAAGUGAUUCACACUGUGUACUUAUAGUUCACAGAAGGUGCCAGAGUACAAAAAUAGCAUCAAAAUAGAGCAUGUUUAUUAAAAUAAAGUGGUCCUAGCUAAGACUCUAAUGUCCUAAAAUCCUAGUAAUGUCCUAAAAUCCUAGUAAUGUCCUAAAAUCUGAGUAUCUUCCUCCAAUCCUAGAAACGUGAUAGAAUCUUAGAAAUGUGCAAAAAUCCAAGAAACAUGCCAACAUCCUAGAAAUGUGCUAAAAUUCUAACAGCAU